AUGUAUUCGUUCUGGAACUCCACCAGGCUACUGUUCUAUGUGUGUUCUCUGAUUCUCACUCCUUUCUCACUUCUUUCUCCACUAGGCCUCCUGUCUGUGUGGCUCUGCUCCGUGUCUGCUAUGUGGCUGCUGUCCCUCCUCCAGAAACUCCACCGUCACCCGGCUGGUGUUCUCCUUCUUUCUACUCCUAGGGACCCUGGUGUCUGUCAUCAUGAUCCUCCCUGGCAUGGAGGCACAGCUCCAAAAAGUAAGACACUCCUGUCAGUGUGUCUGUGUGUUAGUGGUGCUGUUAGUUCAGCUGUUUGGUCACCCGCACCUGCCCGCAAUUACUAAUAACCCAUCCGCAACCUCCCGACUAUAUGUGAUACACUGAAAAUCUGAGGCCCGUACCCGACCCUAACCCGCAAAUAUCGAAAAUGCACUUAGGCUACAUUCCGAGACAACGGAACGAUUUUUUGACGGGGUGCAAGUUUUUUUUGGCCUAAUUUAGAUAUGUUUCUGCUUAUAAUUUCCGACAUUUUGGUAGGCUAUUUGUAAGUCAACUUGUCUAAUUAGACCAGAAUAAUGUAAUAAAUUAUAGAAUGGAUGCUUCAAUCUAGUUGACAUCGGUAAAGUUUGCUCUGUCAUCUCUGCUUCUUUCACGGAGCAAAGACAUUUAGGGACCGGGGCGAAAAUGCAAUAACAAAAACAAAAGGGAAAGUUUUGUUGUGCAAAAUUUCCAAAUUACAUCAGUUUGAUCGGUUGUAAGGAAUCGAAAGCUGUGAAAACAACCCAGAAUGUUUCUGAUAAGAUAUCAGUUUGGCUUGUAUAUAUCACAAGUGUAGAGAGGAGUAGGCAAGAGGCAGUCGCAGGUUUAGAACUACUGAAUAUAUUACUGCACCAAAGCUUAAAGCGGGACGAAACCCACAGUACAAAAUAUAAAGUACUCAGGAAUUAGUAGGAGAGAUACCUCUCAGAAAAACAAGCAACAUAUACAAUGACCGACAAAGACAACUAACAGAGGGAGGAUAUAUACAUUGAUAGAAUGGGGAUUGGAACCAGGUGUGUGUAAUGAUUACGAGACAAGUCCGGAGUUCAUGAGUGAAGGGCGUUUGCCAGCAGCAGGUUCGGCAGCAGCUAGAAGGCCGGCGAUGCCUGACCUGGACAGGACGGGCAGCUAAAGCGAAGGCGCUGCUCCAGCAGCGGGGAGACGCCGACCUUGGGGACGACCCAUUCGGCCAGGUACUGGAGAGACCCCGCACGACGCCUUGAGUCCAACAGCCUGCGGACAGAGUACGCCGGGGAUCCCUUGACUUCCAAGGGAGGGGGAGGUGCGUCAUGGGGUCCAGCACUAGCCAAGGGACCAGCUGCCACCGGCCUGAGGAGAGAUACAUGAAAUGAGGGUGAGAUACGGUAAUUGACGGGGAGCUGUAAUCUGUACGUCACCUCAUUGAUUCUCCUCAGGACUUUGAACGUCCCCACAAACUGCGGGCUCAGCUUCCGGCAGGGCAGGCAGAGGGGCAGGUCCUUCGUAGAAAGCCAGACCCUGUCACCAGGGUGAAAGACCGGGGCCACACUGCGGUGACGAUCGGCAUGCGCCUUCUGCCGGAGGACGACCCGCUGGAGACCGGUGUGCGCUGUGUUCCCUUACCUCCUUGGCGCGCCGGAACCAAUCUUCCACCGCAGGAGCCUCGAUCUGACUCCGGUGCCAGGGCCGGCUGAUAGCCUAGAACACACUGAAAGGGUGUGAGGUUAGUGGAGGAGUGACGGAGAGAGUUUUGGUCCACAACGACCAGGACGGUGGUGUGCCCCUCCGAGGGGGGAAGGUCUGUGACAAAGUCCACAGAGAGAUGGGACCAGGGUCGUUGUGGAGCCGACAGCGGGUGGAGUUUGCCAUAGGGGAGGUGUCUCGGUGUCUUACUCUGUGCGCAGGUGGAGCAGGAAGAGACGUAAACCCGGACGCCCCGGGCCAAGGUGGGCCACCAGUACUUGGCGGAGAGACAGUCGAUAGUACGGGCUAUACCCAGGUGCCCCGACACUGGUGCUGUGUGUGCCCAGGCAAGGAGACGGUCCCGCACAUCAGAGGGCAUGUUGAUACGCCCCUCGGGACUGUGACGGGUGAGGACUCCUGUCACAGGGCUCGAAGGAUGUCCACAUUCCACACGACAGGAGCCUCAAUGAGGGACAGGGGAAUAAUGGGUGUCACCUAGGCCACCUUUAGGUCCUGGUAUUCCUCCGGGAUAGGGACGUGGGUGGCCUGGUCCGGACUUUCCACAGAGGUGGCACAGAUUGACACUGAGAGACACCUCCUCUGACACUACUGCGACCAACCCAACAACCACCUCUCUGUCCACGAUAUACUGGGGUUAUGCAACUGUAGCCAGGGGAAACCUAAAACUACGGGGUGUGCAGGAGAGUCUAAGAUGAGGAAAGUGAUGCAUUCAUGGUGGUUGUGAUUAACUGUGAAGGAAAUGGGAAUCGUGGUCUGGCGCACCAGUCCUGUUUCUAGGGGAUGGUUGUCUAGGGCAUGGACUGGGAUAGGGGGUUGUGAAGGGACUGGAGGAAUGCGUAAUGAUAAGGCCACUGACCGGUCUAGGAAAUUGCCUGCAGCACCUGAGUCCACUAGGGCAGGACUCAGUGGGGGACCAUGAUAGUCAGGGAAGGUGACAGGGAGGAGGACGGGCUGGGUGGACAGAGAGGAGAAAGGCACGCCUACCUGGGAAGGUGCAGGAGCGCUCCUCGGUUCUCCUUCUGGGACAGGUGUUCCAGGGGUAGUCCGACUCCACGCAGUAGGAGCAGAGACCCUGUUGACGGCGCAGGGGGAAGGUGCAUCGUGCCCACCUCCAUGGGCUCAGUCUCGCUGGAGGUUCCUGGGAGAGAACCGAACCCCCGGGAUGGGCGAUGACGGGCACGCAGGAGGUUAUCCAGGUGGAUGGCCAUGGCGAUGAGCUGGUCCAGUAUGAGAUCCUCAUCGCGACAGGCCAGCUCGGUCUGGACGUCCGCCUGUAGCCCGCUGUGGAAAACCGUCAACAGGGCCUGGUCGUUCUAGCCAGUGGACGCAGCAACCGUCCGGAAAUCCAGAGCGUACUACGACGCUGUCCUGGACCCCUGGCGUAGACGGAGGAGACUCUCACCUCCCUCUCGGCCCUCUGUUGGGUGGUCGAAGACGGCACGGAAGAGUUGGGUGAAGCGCUCAUAGUACUGCACUUCUGGACCGUCCCUCUCCCAGACGGCGUGGGCCCACUCCAGAGCCCGGCCUGUCAGCCCCGAGAUCACCAAGGCCACCUUGUCCCUCUGAGGCCAUCCCGGCAUGACGGGCAAGGUGGAGGUCACACUGCAGGAGAAACCUCCUACAGUGAGCUGGGGUGCUGUCAAUUAGUAGGAGAGAUACCGCUCAGGAAAACAAGCAACAUAUACAAUGACCGACAAAGACAAAUGACAGAGGGAGUAUAUGUACGGUGAUGAAGUAGGGAUUGGAACCAGGUGUGUGCAAUGAUGUCGAGACAAGUCCGGGGUUGAUGCGUGAAGGGCGUUUGCCAGCAGCAGGUUCGGCAGCAGCUAGAAGGACUUCAACGCCGAACGCCUGAGCUGGAAAGGAGGGGGAGCCAAAGCGAAGGCUGGUGUGACAGUAUACAUAUUUCAUGUGGUUGAAAUAAUAUCAGCUUUUAUGAUGCUGACAAAGAUAGCACCUCUACGGAUGGUCCCUAACUACACAUUCGCAUUCUCUCAAGAUGCUGAAAGAAAUAAAUAAUUUCUCCGCUCCUGUUCCCAAGUCAAAAUGUACAUUUGGUGUAUCGUUUAACUGCAAUCAAUUCUUAAUUCUGCGGGAGUUAAUAUUAAGACUAUAUGAGAGGUUGUAGACCUCCAGUCAGUGUCCAGAUUUCAGUUUCCAUUGAACCCAUCUGAACAGUAGGCUACAGUUCCCUAGGCCUAUUUGAUGGAUGUCUUGUGACUGUCAAAUUUGUAUAACACCUCACAAUCAUCACACAUAACAUAGGCACUGCUAUCAUCCUCUUUUAACACUUUACCAAAUCUUCCCCAAACAUUAGCCUACUUUUCUGGCUCACUCUUCCCUUAAUUUUCACCUCCAUUUUGCAGGUUUUGUCUUAUUGAAUUAAACUCCGACAUUGUCCUUUUUGCCUCAGUGGAUCAACAUCAACUUUUUCUCCCUGUUCCCAAAAGCGAUUGACGUGUAGGCUAUUUGCCACUUUAGGCAAAGUUAGGCCCUAAAGCUUAGGUUUACGCACUAAUGCCAGAUAGCCUAAAAAUAAUGAAAGAAAAACCUCAAUGUAACCUAUAGAUAUACACUACCGGUCAAAAGUUUUAGAACACAUACUCACAGCGGUGUUACUGAGGGGCUGGGAGGUGACUGUCGUGGCCGGCUGCCUCACAGAUAGUCUGCUGAAUUGCUCCAGCAAGAUAUUCAAGGCACGAUCAUGGCGUUCUGCCAAGGUCUGGAAUCCUUCCAUAAGACCCCGAAGUAACUCCUCAUAACUCCCAAUGGUGUCUCCCUGGGAGGAGACGGCGUUGCGGAGCUGGUCCGAGUCUGCUGGGUCAGUCAUGGCCAGUUCCUACUAUCAGACCUCAGGAUAAGACCCAGAUGCAGACAGUUCGAAAUAACAAAAGUUUAUUUACAAAACAGGGGGGCAGGCAAACAACAGGGCAGGCAGAGGUCAGUAAUCCAAGGCAGAGUCUGUAAGGUACAGAACGGCAGGCAGGCUCAGGGUCAUGGCAGGCAGAAUGGUCAAAACUGGGAGAACUAGAAAACAGGAACUAACGAGAAACUAGAGUACAGGAAAAAACGCUGGUAGGCUUGACGAGACAAGAUGAACUGGCAACAGACAAACAAAAAACACAGGUAUAAAUGCACAGGGGAUAAUGGGGAAAAUGUGCGACACCUGAAGGUGGGUGGAGACAAUCACAAGACAGGUGAAACAGAUCAGCGUGUGACAAAAAUAGAUUUUAUAUUUGAGAUUCUUCAAAUAGCCACUCUUUGCCUUGAUGACAGCUUUGCACACUCUUGGCAUUCUCUCAACCAGCUUCACCUGGAAUGCUUUUCCAACAGUCUUGAAGGAGUUCCCACAUAUGCUGAGCACUUGUUGGCUGCUUUUCCUUAACUCUGCCGUCCGACUCAUCCUAAACCAUCUCAAUUGGGUUGAGGUCGGGGGAUUGUGGAGGCCAGGUCAUCUGAUGCAGCACUCCAUCACUCUCCUUCUUGGUAAAAUAGCCCUUACACAGCCUGGAGGUGUGUUGGGUCAUUGUCCUGUUGAAAAACAAAUGAUAGUCCCACUAAGCCCAAACCAGAUGGGAAGGCGUAUUGGACCAAAGGACACAUUUCCACAGGUCUAAUGUCCAUUUGCUUGGGCCAAGAAACACGAGCAGUCUCUUCUUGGCCCUGUGUAGCUCAGUUGGUAGAGCAUGGCGUUUGCAACGCCAGGGUAGUGGGUUCGAUCCCCGGGACCACCCAUACGUAAAAAUGUGUGCACACAUGACUGUAAGUCGCUUUGGGUAAAAGCGUCUGCUAAAUGGCAUAUUAUUAUUAUAUUCUUAUUCUUAUUAUUGGUGUCCUUAAGUAGUGGUUUCUUUGCAGCAAUUCGACCAUGAAGGCCUGAUUCACACAGUCUCCUCUGAACAGUUUAUGUUGAGAUGUGUCUGUUACUUGAACUCUGUGAAGCAUUUAUUUGGGCUGCAAUUUCUGAGGCUGGUAACUCUAAUGAACUUAUCCUCUGCAGCAGAGGUAACUCUGGGUCUUCCAUUCCUGUGGCGGUCCUCAUGAGAGCCAGUUUCAUCAUAGCGCUUGAUGGUUUUUGCAACUGCACUUGAAGAAACUGUUCAAGUUCUUUACAUUUUCCGUGUUGACUGACCUUCAUGUGUUAAAGUAAUGAUGGACUGUCGUUUCUCUUUGGUUAUUUGAGCUGUUCUUGCCAUAAUAUGAACUUGGUCUUUUACCAAAUAGGGCUGUCUUCUGUAUACCUUGUCACAACACAACUGAUUGGCUCAAACGCAUUAAGAAGGAAAGAAAUUCCACAAAUUAACUUUUAAGAAGGCACACCUGUUAUUUGAAAUGCAUUCCAGGUGACUACCUCAUGAAGCUGGUUGAGAGAAUGCCAAGAGUGUGCAAAGCUGUCAUCAAGGCAAAGGGUGGCUAUUUGAAGAAUCUCAAAUAUAAAAUAUAUUUUGAUUUGUUUAACACUUUUUUGGUUACUACAUGAUCCAAAUGUGUUAUUUCAUCGUUUUGAUGUCUUCACUAUAGCAAAAAUAAAGAAAAACCCUUGAAUGAGUAGAUGUUCUAAAACUUUUGAGCUGUAGUGUACAUUUCACAAGAAUUAUACAUGUAUGGCUUUUUGUAUGUAUUGUUUGAGUCCAACUGCCACGAGGGCCUAAAAUUAACACCAGCCACAUGCGGGUAGAAUUUGGCAUUGGCGGGUAAGAUGUCUAUUUCACUAGCCACGUUGGCGGAUGGUCAGGGCUCCACAGUGCGAGCGUUUCACUCGCAUUUGUGAAAAAAAAUAGGAAAUUAUGAACACAUUUAUAGUAAAAUAAAUUCUGCAGUAGCUGUUUUGAAAGUAUUUCUACUGUUUUGUUUCAUAGCUAGUAAAUUAAUCGCACAAAGUCAAGGAAUCAUUAAUCCUAAAUAGCCUGUUCCACCAGUGCUGCAACACUGCCUGGCUGAAUUCAUUAGGCCCUAAUCUAUGGAUUUCACAUGACUGGGCAAGGGCGCAGUCAUGGGUGGGCCUGGGAAGGAAUAUACCCACCCACUUCGGAGCCAGGCCCACCCACUCAGAAUGAGUUAUUCCCCACAUAAGGGCUUUAUUACAGACAGAAAUACUCCUCAGCGCCCCCUCAGAUGAUCCUGCAGAUGAUCCUGGGGCGGCAGGUAGCUUAGUGGGUAAGAGCGUUGUGCCAGUAACCGAAAGGUCGCUGGUUCUAAUCCCCGAGCCGACUAGGUGAAAAAUCUGUCGAUGUGCCCUUAAGCAAGGCACUUAACCCUAAUUGCUCCUGUAAGUCGCUCUGGAUAAGAGCGUCUGCUAAAUGACUAAAAUGUAAAUGUAAAAUAAGAAGCCGGAUGUGGAGGUCCUGGGCUGGCGUGGUUACAUGUGGUCUGCGGUUGUGAGGCCGAUUGGAAGUGCUGCCUAAUUCUCUAAAAUGACGGAGGCGGCUUAUGGUAGAGAAAUUAACAUUACAUUCUCUGGCAACAGCUCUGGUGGACACUCCUGCAGUCAGCAUGCCAAUUGCACACUCCUUCAACUUGAGACAUCUGUGGUAUUGUGUUGUGUGACAGAACUGCACAUUUUAGUGGCCCUUUAUUGUCCCCAGCACAAGGUGCACCUGUGUAAUGAUCAUGCUGUUUAAUCAUCUUUUUGAUAUGCCACACCUGUCAGGUGCAUGGAUUAUCUUGGCAAAUGAGAAAUGAUCACUAACAGGGCUGUAAACAAAUUUGGUCAAAACAUUUGAGAGAAAUACACUUUUUGUGCGUAUGGAAAAUGUCUGGGAUCUUUUAUUUCAGCUCAUGGAACAUGGGACCAACACCUUGGGACCGUUUAUAUGGGACCGUUUAUAUAUUUUUUCAGUAUACAUUGUUUUGUUGACAAGUGAGGUUGUUUUUCUAUGUUUGAGUUUCAAAGUCAGACUCAAUCUCACAUGCACAAACAUGACUCCAGUCGUGCUACCACGGUAACCUCCUGCACUUAAAGGGGCAGGUUAAUCUUUUUGUCUCAUCUGUGAUAUUUUGGUUAAAAGACUCAAGUCACAAAAAAUUACAGGGUUGGCACAAGGUGCUUAAAGUACUUGAAUUUGGCUUGCUGAAAUUCAAGUACUGGAUUACCUUGAAAAUCAGACAUUUUCUUAGAUUGGUACUUAAAAAGUACCUGAAUUAAAAUGAGAGGAGAACAGAAAAUGAUCAAAUAUGUUAACAUGAAAAAUAUUAGAAAAAUGUAUUGGUCUUGCGAAUUUCCAGGCAGAUUACAUCGUUUUAUUUCCUCACGUGUUUCGCGCUCUGGUUGCCAGGCGAGUUUGCUCGUUCCACCCACACUGGCACUCAUCCAGGCAUGUACAGAACUGACUGAUUUAAGCGUUGCCAUACGUCAUAUCGAUAGCUAAAAUUCCAGGCAAAUGUAGAUUUAAUCCUGCCUGUCAGGAUAUUGAUGUUUCUGAAUGGAUUUUUUUAUCAGACCCAACCAGGGAUGUAGUGGAGGGUAAACGCCGUUUACGGACCUUUUUAUUUGUUUUCCCACUUAUUAUUGCUUUCACAGCGUUGAAAAACGCUCAAAAGGCUUUUUGAUCGGAGUUCUACUAAUUACGCCUACCUCUGCGAACAAGUGGAGUCAUGAGGGAUUCGUGUAUGCUUGUUAUGUUCGCCUGCUACCCCAGAUUUGCCUUGUUAGCAGCGCUGUCAUUCACCACUCUGUCCAACGGGAACCUCUGCCUACGACAUAGGCCGAGAGGUGAAACAAACUACCUCAGCCCAGACCUACAGUGGCAAGUGGCAGAGAGUGGGAUUUAUUUUUUUACAUCCCUCAACUCCUACCGUGUCAACAGACAUCCCCCAAACAAAAACCCCCUGACUCUCUGAGAAUGAGUGUACAACUGGUCAAUAGUCGCUGAUAUUUCAGUCAGAUGUCUAGCUAGCUAGGUAGCUCAAGGGCUCUGGCUAUUAGCCAGGUAGCUAGCUAUAACUAGCUGGCUAGAAGGGUGAAUUUAGAAGCUAAUGUUGAACGGAGCCUGACAGCAGGAGCAGAUGACUGAAAUUAAGCUAGCUAUGAUCAAAAGAUGGGCUACUAUAAUUUCUCAUAACAAAAUACCUUUUAUUCACAGAGAGUAGUGAGACAGACAGUGGUGAGUCAGGCAGCAAUGAAGGAGGCAAAUGAGAUACAAAGAAAGAGGAAGCAUUGAAGCAAGCAGGGAGAGAGGUUAGUAGUACAGUGGUUCCCAAACUUGGGGUACGGGACCCAUGUGGGGUACCUUAAAAUGUAAAUCAGGUCCCCUGAGAGAAUCUUUAAUCUUAAUAAACACAUUAAUAACAUUAUCAUGUACACUGAACAAAAAUAUAAAUGCAAAAUGCAACAUUUUCAAAGAUUUUACUGAGUUACAGUUCAUAUAAGGAAAUCAGUCAACAUCAUCAGUACUGACUUACCACUUGUGUGUAGUAAAUAAGUAGUGAAACACAUAUUAUUGAGUAGAACUUGUAAGGUAGUGAUGAAUAGUAAGGUAGUUUGUUUUUUUCAUGAGGUUGUGGCAAUAUACUGCGAUCUUGUGGCAACUAGAAACAAUUGCAUAAUUGGAACUAUUACAAAUUGAUGGUCCUUGAAAAUAAAUAUUAGUGCUUGAAAAAGUACUUGAUAGUCCUUGAAUUUGACUUGCCACUGUCUGUACGAACCCUGAAAUUAAAAUUAACCAUAUACCACAUUGCUUCUUACUAGUAAUACAUUUGUUUUAGAAACAUUACAAAGCAUGCUCAUCCGUUUUGAUGUUGAUGUAAUUUUAGUGCACAUUUGUAAUUUGGGCUGGUAAAAAAAAAUCUUGAGUGGCUGGUGGACAAAAAAGUUAAUUUUAUGACCUGACCGCCACCCACCUGCCCUUCAUCCACACAACAUUUCAUUAUCCUAAACCUGCAUGCCCCGCGUAUAUAACCAUGGGGACUGCGGGUUAUGAGUCAGCCCGUGCAUCACUAGUGUGUGUGGUGGAAGUAUUUGUCGGACAAUGUCAACGUGUGACGUAAGAGCGUAACACCUGAAUGCAUUUCCUAGGAGUAAAACAAAAAAUAAUUCUAGCACUUUCUGUGACGAUGUCUUUUUAGAAACGCUACUCAAAAUGACAUUGAAAUGCCCUUUUUAUCCUUUCCCCCUCUAGAUCCCAGGCUUCUGUCAGGGUGAGAGUACCAUACCAGGCAUGGAGAACCAGUUUAACUGUGAUGUCAUUGUGGGCUACAAGUCCAUGUGCUUCACCAUUACCUGCUUCUUCUUCCUCUUCUCAGCCAUCAUGGUCCGCAUCCAGAGCAGCAAAGACCCGCGUGCAGCCAUUCAGAAUGGGUGAGCUCCAAUUAAGAUUAAGAUCACUUUAUUAAUCAAUUGUAUACAAGGUCCAACCAAAAUGUGACCUCUGCUUUUUCCCAGCCCCCCCGAAAGACACACAUACAUAUACAGGUUGGAGCGGGGGGCUGCAACACUGGGCGCCUGUGGAGCAGGUGUGGGGGCUUAAGCGCCUUGCUUAAGGGCACAACGGCAGGCAAUUUGAGGAUUUGAUACCAGCAACCCUCCAGCUUACUUCCCCCCCAGAUUUUUCCCGUCAGACCCGGGAUUCGAACUGGCACCUUCCGGUUGCUGGCUCACCUUUAACCGCUAGGCUACCUGCCGCCCCACCACUUCACCGUUUGUAUUUCCAGUCGGCGAAACGGUUUGAAGUGACAUAAUGACAAUCAGAAACCGGUCUAUGUCAUUUCAACCCAUUUUGGGUUAGUACUGUAAUAAGUUGUGUACAAAUCAUGUAUAAGACCUUUUUGUAACUUUCAGGCUCAAGUUCACUGGCUUCUCUUAGAGAAGACUCAUAAAAAAAUUUGGACGUACUAUGCUUUUGUGUCACAGUCUAUGUGAAACCUGUGUUUUCUUCCCUGUUUCUGGUUCUUUAAGUUUCUGAUCCUGGUUGGCAUCACUGUGGGAGCCUUCUUCAUCCCAGAUGGAACCUUCAAUACUGGUACUUUGAUGAUCACAGUAAACUUUAAAUGACUGCCAAGUGACUUCUGACAGUACUGGCUUAAUCAUUGGCAAAUGACUAGCAAACAGGAACAUUGUUAUGUUCAGGGUACAGUGCAUCGGUGGAAAAACAUUUUCCCUCUGAAAGAUCCUCAACCUUGAGCGAUUGAGUUAUUACAUGUAAAGUAUGCUGUUUAUGCUCUUGUGAACAAAAGCAAUCAGACAAAUCUAAAAAAUUGCAUUUCAGGGCUCACCAAAAUAUUUAUCUUAUAGCCAUCACUGGGAAGUAAUCAAAUAAUGUAGAAGCCAAUUUAAUUCUGUUGAACUAGCACAUUGUUUACUGCAAGAAAGAAAGCAAUUACUUUUUAAAUAUGGUCUGCACUGUGUUUAUAUAAACUAAAAUAGGACAUCCCUCACUUACUUAUCCUAUUUAUUACCAAGCUGAAAAUUAUAAUGCAUUCAAAUAUAACCACACAAUAUUUGAUAAAGGAAGUAGGAGAGUGAACCUAUAGGCAAAGCACAAUAACCACACUGUUAUACACUAUAUAUACAAAAGUAUGUGGACACCCCUUCAAAUUAGUGGAUUUGACUAUUUCAGCCACACCCGUUGCUAAAAGGUGUAUAAAGUCGAGCACACCGCCAUGCAAUCUCCAUAGACAAACAUUGGCUGUAGAAUGGCCUUACUGAAGAGCUCAGUGACUUUCAACAUGGCACCGUUAUAGGAUGCCACCUUUCCAACAAGUCAGUUCGUCAAAUGUUUUGCCCUGCUAGAGCUGCCCCGGUCAACUGUAAGUGUUGUUAUUGUGAAGUGUAAACGUCUAGGAGCAACAACGGCUCAGCCGCGAAGUGGUAGGCCACACAAGCUCACAGAACGGGACCGCCGAGUGCUGAAGCGUGUAAAUAUAAUCUGUCCUCGGUUGCAACACCCACUACCGAGUUCCAAACUGCCUCUGGAAGGAACUUCAGCACAAGAACUGUUCGUCAGAAGCUUCAUGAAAUGGGUUUCCAUGGCCUAAGAUCACCAUGCGCAAUGCCAAAUGUGGGCUGGAGUGGUGUAAAGCUCGCCACCAUUGAACUCUGGAGCAGUGGAAACGCGUUCUCUGGAGUGAUGAAUCACGCUUCACCAUCUGGCAGUCCGACGGACAAAUCUGGUUUUGGAGAAUGCCAGGAGAACACGCUACCUUCUCAAAUGCAUAGUGCAAACUGUAAAGUUUGGUGGAGGAUAAAUAAUUGUCUGGGACUGUUUUUCAUGGUUCGGGCUAGGACCCUUAGUUCCAGUGAAGAUAAAUCUUAAAGCUACAGCAUACAAUGACGUUCAAGACGAUUCUGUGCUUCCAACUUUGUGGCAACAAUUUGGGGAAGGCUCUUUCCUAUUUUAGAAUGACAAUGCCCCCGUGCACAAAGCGAGGUCCAUACAGAAAUGGUUUGGAAGAACUUGACUGGCCUGCACAGAGCCCUGAUCUCAACCCCAUUGAACACCUUUGGGAUGAAUUGGAACGCCGACUCCAAGCCAGGCCUAAUCGCCCAACGUCAGUGCCCGACCUCGCUAAAGCUCUUGUGGCUGAAUGGAAGCAAGUCCCCGCAGCAAUGUUCCAACAUCUAGUGGAAAGCCUUCCCAGAAGAGUGGAGGCUGUUAUAGCAGCAAAGGGGGGACCAACUCCUUAUUAAUGUCCAUGAUUUUGGAAUAAGAUGUUUGACGAACAGGUGUCCACAUACUUUUGGUCAUGUAGUGUAUACUUUUAUAAACAAUGGAAAACUCACAUUUCAUUCCCUCACAAUGCCCUAGUGUUAGUUAAACUUGAUGUCAAUCACCAUGUCUGUCCAUCCCAUGCUAUGGGAUCCAGGAAGUGGGUUGUAUUUAUUUGUUUAUUGAUCCGUCUCUUACCUCCCCCGACAGUGUGGUUUUACUUUGGCGUGGUUGGCUCCUUCAUCUUCAUCGUCAUCCAGCUCAUCCUUCUCAUCGACUUUGCCCACUCUUGGAACAAGAUAUGGGUGGGGAAUGCCGAAGAGGGCAACUCAAAGUGCUGGUUUGCAGGUACAGUUACAGUACUUUCUCCAGAGGACAUAGUACCUUAAUGCUGCUCAAGAAGUUAUACUACCAUGACUGUGUUUAUUAUUCUAGAGCAGCAGGGUUCUUCCUGCUCCUGGGGGCCCACAGGGUGUGCAUGCAUUUGUUCCAGCCAUAUACUAAUACCUGAUUUAACUAGCCAAUCAACUAAUCAUCAACCCUUGAUACGUUGGAUACAUUGAAUGUGGUGUUAGUAGUAAUGGACUGGAACAAAAGCCUGCACUCAUUGUGGCUGUCCAGGAACAGGAUUAAAGAACACUGUUCUAGAGAGAACAUAGAACCAGUAUAUGCAUCUGAAGAGUAUGGGGGUGUUCGUCAUACAUGACUGUUUUUACCAACCCUCUCCAUGUUGCCCCUCUCUCCCUCAGGCCUGUUGUCAUUCACCUUCCUCCACUACGCACUGGCCUUCACCUCAGUGGUGCUGUUCUACAUCUACUACACCCAGCCUGACGACUGCACCGAGCACAAGGUCUUCAUCAGCCUCAACCUCAUCUUCAGCGUCAUCAUCUCCAUCGUCUCCAUCCUGCCCAAAGUACAGGUAUUGUGGCUGUUUCAUUGCCCUCCUUCUCAAAUGAAGGAACAGUUUUAGCAAAUAUAUCAGUAAUAAUUGAUACAAUGUUUGGUAAGGGAAUGCUUUUAUUAGUCCGUUUUUGUUGAUAACGGUGUUGACAAUUGUAUGCAUUGCAUGGUGAUGAAUUUGUUCCACCGCAUACAUGUGUUUACCAGUGCCAGUCACAGGAAGCCCCAGUCUGGUCUGCUCCAGGCCUCUCUCAUCUCCCUCUACACCAUGUAUGUCACCUGGUCCGCCAUGACCAACAACCCAGGUGAGUCUCAGCCUCUUUCCCAUUCCAGUUUCAACAGAGUUUCUGCCAUUGUUGUCAUUUUGACUUUCUCCCUCCAGUUUAUCUUUGCUUUCCAAACCACUGCAGCACUAUGAGUGUUACCUACUGGUGAGUUUGGCAUACUUUGGUAGUUCACCCCCCUUCCCCAACCUGUUACAUUUACUAGGGCCUGGAGUUGUUUUCUGGUUAAGUCACAUGGUCAGGAAAAACUCCUGGUCCUACUUAUGUUCCAUGCUUGUACUUGUGCUUGUAGUGGGUCAGUAGAAAAGCUCAGACAGGUGUUGGAGUGUCUCUAUAAGAGCCUGCGAUCAAGUGUUGUAAUUAAGAGACACAUCUGUUGUAAUAGUAGGUUUAGAGCCCUGGCUGUUGCCUUCCUCAAGACUGCAGGUCGCUUUAUGUGUUUUUUUUCUUCCACAUAACUAUCCUACAUUCUAUGGCUGAUUUGCUGUGUGUGUGUCUCAGAUCGUAAGUGUAACCCCAGCCUGCUGAGUCUGGUGUCAAAUGUCAGCUCCAGUGAGCCCACACCCACCAAUGCCCCAGGACUGGUGCAGUGGUGGGACGCCCAGAGCAUCGUGGGUUUGGUCAUCUUCCUCUUCUGCACUCUCUAUGCCAGGUAGCUAGCUACUCCAAUUUGGAUCCAUAUCAUGGCUGCUUAUUGAAUUGUCUGUUAUGCUAUGAUCUUGAGAGAUCUCCCAUGCUGACCCCUGGUCUCUCUCUAUUUGUCUCUCCACACCUCUCUCUCCCCUUCUCUCUUCUUUCUCCCUUUCUCUAUGUCUGUCUCAUUCACUUUUUCCAUUCUCUUUCCCGCGUUCCCACACCUUUUUAGCUUAGCUUUUCCUUAUGGUGCUUUUUAGUCAUUCAGUUUUUAUUGUUAUUCUUUUGUUUUUUAUCCUCUUAUUUUUGUUGUGUAGUAAAUAUUUCAGUUUUAGUUUUUAUUAGUUUUUUUAUGUGAAGCACAUUGUGUUGCAUUCCAUGUCUGAAAUGUGCUGUAUAAAUAAAGCUUGAUUUGAUUUGACUCCCUCCGUCAGUAUCCGUUCGUCCAGCAACACCCAGGUGAACAAGCUGAUGCAGACCGAGGAGGGCGGGGGUUAUGGAGGAGAGGGCGAGGUAGGGGAGGACAAUGUGCGGCGGGCCGUGGAUAAUGAGGAGGAGGGGGUCACCUACAGCUAAUCUUUCUUCCACUUCCACCUCUGCUUGGCCUCCCUCUACAUCAUGAUGACACUCACCAACUGGUACCAGUAAGUACAGUAACAGCUGACCAGCAGAGCCACAGCUCUAUAGAAAUGUUAGAACAUUUUCAAAUAUUUCUAGGUGUCCUAUUGGGUAGGUUGUGUAUGUAUUCCUUGUCAGUUUGAAAGCCAUGGGAUCAGGAGGGAUAUUUAUUUGGGUGAAUCUCAAUAGCCUUUGUGUGAAAGCAAAUCCCUGAUAGGCAGCAUUAAUCCACCAUAUUGCUCUGACCUGUUCUGUGUUUUCAGAUCAGUCUAAAUUAAAGGGAUGAGACGAGGAUAGAAAGCCACUAUAAAGAUACACUCUUUAAACUGACACCUUCUCCCUUCCUUCCUCAGGCCUGACACCACCACCCAGGCCAUGCAGAGCAGUAUGCCAGCUGUGUGGGUGAAGAUCAGCUCCAGUUGGCUGGGCCUGGGCCUCUACCUCUGGACUCUGCUCGCCCCUCUCAUGUUUCCCGACCGAGACUUCGGCUGA
Molecule: messenger RNA, 15281 nt
Organism: Coregonus sp. 'balchen'
Lineage: Eukaryota; Metazoa; Chordata; Actinopteri; Salmoniformes; Salmonidae
Source: the annotation of a GenBank genome assembly